This is a messenger RNA of Aspergillus mulundensis, 2049 nucleotides long. RefSeq lists its product as uncharacterized. NCBI's taxonomy places the organism in Eukaryota, Fungi, Ascomycota, Eurotiomycetes, Eurotiales, Aspergillaceae. Bases 1 to 2049 code for a protein of 682 amino acids. The record is from RefSeq and is a predicted model, not a curated record. The transcript has 3 exons.
AUGGCUCAACCUAGCGCGCAGGAAAGUGAGCUUCAGCUCUUGCCACCGGUGUUUAGCGAAGCUGAAAUGGUACCAUCUGAAGCGGAUGAAAGAUCAAUACAAGAUGGCAUGGAAAGAGAAAUCAUAUCAGGCCGCACGAGCAUCUCUACGUCAUCAAGCACUCAGGUGUAUGUGGACAGGUGGCCGGUUGAACCUCAAAAGCUGAGAAGAAAUGCCCAAUCCGACACCUUCACUACAUUCCUUGAAAUUAUUCUAGCUUUGCUUCCCGGUGUCUUCCUCGCGCUUGCUAUUACUGUCAUCCGUCUUGACGGUGAUGAGAUUUCCGAUAAUGGAGCGAAAGUUAUCCAAGCGAUAAAUCUCACACCCUCAAUAUUUCCUAUUGUAUUUGCCGCCAUUGUUGGCAGUAUGAUGCGCAGCCUUGCUCUCUGGCGGGCGGAAAGGUGCGCCUCACUUGGGACUUUAGAGCAACUGAACGGAAGCACUAGCUUUGCUGGAACAUUCUCGUUGGUGCUUGCCUUACGUCGACCUAGCAUCUUGACUCUAUGCAUUCUCCUCCUCUGGACAAUGUCGCCCCUGGGUGGCCAAAGCGCCCUCAGAAUGAUCUCUGAAACCCCAUCGUCCGUGUCAUCUGAUAUCGCGCUUGCCUUUAUGAACAUGAGUAAAGCACCAGGGCUAUCAGGGGCGAGCGGCUUCUACACAAUCAAGACUCCCAUGCGAUCAAUUUAUACGACAUCACUUAUUGCAUCCAAAGAAGCCAAAGCAUCUCGUCGAGACGUAUGGGGCUGGCCAAAGAUUCCACUGCUGCGUACCCUUCUGCCCUCUGACGGUGCCUUAGAAAGCGGCACGAACCCAUGGAGAGCGGUCCCCUCUGACAGUACCUUGACCAGCUAUUCCUCUCUACUUGGCCUUGUAUUACAGGGUGUCCCACCUCACGGGAACGUGGAAUUUCCGGUCGAGUCCUCAUAUUUUGACCUCGACUGCUACUUCAUCGCAAAUAACCUCACGUGGACCGAGGUGUUAGAGAGGAUGGGCAGUCCACUGCUCCUUUACCAUAACGCUUCCAGGCUUUUUGGUGAUGGAACAAACUACAGCAACUUUUUCGUCGAUACCAGUUUCAAUCUCACAACACUAGCCAACACGCAGUCGCAAAUUAACUUAUUCUACGUCUCGCAAGAGUACCCUCCAGGUGGUUAUGCAGGGCUGUUCAACUGCACAAUCUCGACGGUCCCCGUCGAGUCUUGGGUGAUCUGCCAGAGUGCCGACUGUGCAGUUUCACGCAUGCGCCAAUCCACCAAGGACACCCGACCUGCCAGCUCGACACCAUUCUCUAGCCCCGAGUAUCCGGGAUAUUUGGGUCCUGUCCCGUUGGAAAUCCUCAUCGGCGAGUUCCCUCAAGCAGCCAGCGAGGUGAAUACCUACCAAUCCUCCCCAACAGACAGCUACAUCUACGGGGACACCGUGCUUUUAAACACCGAAUACGAACGUAACUGGAGCACGAUGGAUCCGCAGAUCCUCUCAACUAGAUUAACUACCGUGUUCAAUACAUGCUGGCAGAGCGCAAUCGCCCCGUUUACAUUUACCAGCGCUGUCCCCUCCAACCCCGUCAACCUCACCCCCGCCGGAUCGGGGGAUUUUAUCCCAGACUUCAACGCUACCUCCGGGACUGCCUCUCACGGUGUGACAGUCUAUUGCACCAACACAGCCUGGGUAACGGUCUUUAUAAUCUCGACAGCCCUCCUGCAACUCUGUGCAUUGACCGGCAUAUUCCUCCGUUCUACUACCAGGGCGCCUGAUAUUCUUGGCUAUGUCUCAUCCUUAACAAGGACAAAUCCGUACGUCCCGCUUCCAAAGGGGGGAAGUGCGCUUUCUGGUCUGGAACGCGCGCGGCUACUACAAAAUAUACAGAUCCAGAUUGCGGAUGUGGAGUGUAGUAAGGAUGUUGGGUAUCUUGCGGUCGUUAGUCCGGGUGCUGUUGGAGGUGCAGGGGAUACAGGGUCUGGAGCUGGAGCUGGAACUCAGAGACUCCGUCGUGGUCGGCGGUAUGCGUAG